AUGAGCACAGCCGCCGCUCGCAAGAAGAGCGUGGUGGAGAUGCCCGUCGCGCACAACACGCUGCUCAACAAGGCGGCAUCCCAGUCCACCUCCCUCUACCAGCAGUCCGCCGCCCUCCGCGCCAACCUCCUCCGCGUACACCGCUUCCACCUCUUCUUCCAGCUCUCAGAGGACAACCCCCGCCAGUCCACCGACCCCGUGACUCAGCUCUGGGACUGCUUCGCCCUCGGCGUGUCCCUAUGCUACAUCUACAACCUCCUCCCACACUCGCAGCAUCGCCCCAUCGAGCUCGACGUCGACCCGGAAUCGGACGGCGUCCGCAACCUCGCAGACCGUGACCGCAAACGCGCGAUUGCAUUGUUCAAUAUCGCAUCAAAGUCGCUCAACUACGGAGACGGUCUCCAGGUCCGCGACAUCUGGGAGCGCGAGAACACCGACGGCUUUGUAAAGGUCGUCGACGUCGUGAACCACAUCGUAUCGUUGUUGCCGCCGGAUGUGUUCAUCGAGCAGGAGGCGUCCUCUCCCGCCCUCCCGUCAUCAGAUCCGUCGGCCGUAGCGACGACAUCAGCCACCCCCGCCAGCGGCAAGGAAGCCGCCCGCAACAACAUCAUCCGCGAACUCGUAGAGACGGAGCGCAAAUAUGUGCAGGACUUGGAAGUCAUGCAGAAAUACGCCCAGGCUCUCUCCCAAAGCAACGCAGUCCCACAGGACACCGUGCACCUGCUGUUUCCCAACCUCAAUCAGCUGCUCAAUUUCCAGCGCAAGUUCCUCAUCCGUGUAGAGGGCACCGCGGAGAUGCCGUGGCACGAUCAGCGAUGGGGCUCGCUCUUCUCAAACAACGUGAGUGCGCGCGCGCCUCUUCCAUUCCCACUUGUUCUCUCUCCGGUCUCCCCAUUGUCCCCGCAACAACCGGCGUUCUUGUCCUUCAUCCCCGCUGACUUUCCUGAUUUGGCACAACAGGAAGAGGACUUUGCGGUCUAUGAGCCUUAUUGCGCCAACUACGUCAAUGCGACCUCGCUCAUGGCCUCCGAGGGGGAGAAGUUGAUGAAAUACAACCAUCUCAUCAACGUCAAAUCAGAGCUGCCCGCCUUUCUCAUCAAGCCGGUCCAGCGCAUCUGCAAGUACCCGCUUCUGCUCGAUUCCCUCAUCAAGGCAUGCUCGCCACAAGACUACCCUCACUAUGAUGAGCUCAAGGAGGGCAGCACCGCGGCCAAGCGCAUCACCGACAAGAUCAACGAGGCGCAGCGGCGUGCCGAGAACUCGCUCACCGUGGAGAAUCUCUCCGCUCGGGUCGACGACUGGAAGGGUCAUCACGUUUCGCACUUCGGCGACCUUCUCCUCGACGACGUCUUCACGGUCACCAAGAGCGAGGUCGACCGGGAGUAUCACGUCUUCCUCUUCGAGCGCAUCAUCCUCUGCUGCAAAGAAGACCUCGGCCUCGGGAAGGACAAGCGCAGCAAGUCCAACUCCAUUCUCAAGAAGCCGCAGACGCCCGUCAUCCCUCAAACGCCAAAUCCAGCCGGAGGAAACACGAAGAAGACGACACCUUUGAUCCUCAAGGGCCGCAUCUACCUCAACAACGUUACAGACGCGAAAUCAAAUGUCGCAGCCGGCUCGUACUCACUGAACAUCUGGUGGAAGGGCGACGAUGACCUCGAGUACUUCACACUCCGGUGUCGUAACGAGGAGCAGGUCAGGCAAUGGGAGACAUCUGUCAAGCGCCUCAUCGACCGCCUGGCCAUGAAGCGGGCGAGCGAGCGUUCAGUGUCACGGCUCGCCGGUCAGCUGGCCGCACAAACGCCGCGGACGAGCAUAUCGAUGUCCAUGCCUGACCGCGAACGAUCGAAUAGCGUCGUGCCCUCGCUCCCGCCACAUCCUUAUGCCGCGGCUCAGGCAGCGCCACAGCGCAACACCUACCACCAGCCCCAGCAUCCGUAUAUGGCUGCCGGCGCGCCCGGGGAGCCGCAGAUCUCCGUCAACACGAACAUGGGUUACGGCCAGAACGGAUAUCCUCAGCAAGACGGAUUUGAGCCCGACGAUGAGUACGAGGACUACCCGUCGCCCCUCGUCGGCUCGGGCCGUGCGACGCCCAUGGACCUUGCGAGCUCACGUCGCGGUACCGCACCCAAUCUCGAGUCUUUGGGUUAUGCUCCUCCAUCCGAGCAGCGGGCACCACGUGCGCAUACGGAGGAUGCGAGCGGCGCGAUGUACCGGCAAUGGCAAGCGCAGUACCCAAACGGGCAUGGACCACAUCACGGGCAUCCCGCGGCCAUGGUCCCCGGACUUCCCGCCGGUCCUAGGAUGACCGCGGGAAGCAGGAUGAACUCUGCGCAGAGCUUCGCGAGCGAUUCGAGCUUCGGAUCCGGCGUCAGGCAUAGCACCUCGCGGCCACAACUGAGGCAACAGAUCAGCCAAAGCCGGCUUCGUCAGGAUCAGCAACAGGAGCGCGCGGCAGCGCCCAGUCCGGCGCCCUCACAGUACCAGGCGCAUCAUCAGUCUAUGCCGAGUCGCAGCCGGAGCGCGAGCCAGCCGAGCGCUUACAUCCCCAAACAUCCAGGGCAGGCACCGCCUUUGCCGCAGACGGAUUGGCGAGGAAUGGGCAUUGAGAGGGGAGGGAGCAGUGCGGGUACGAAGAGGAGUAGUGGGAGCAGUCACUCUACCGGUACCGGCGACGAGAGCUAUUCGCCUGGAGGCAGCUCCCCUAUAACGCCGUUUGGGAGUUCGGAGAGCAGUUUGAGUCAGGGACCUGGGACGCGGGGAAGCUAUGAGCAUCAUGCUACUGCGCGCGGGCCGAUGAUGGGACGGGAUAAUGCGCCGGUGAAGGUCAAGGUGCACUUCGGCACGGAUAUCUUCGUCGUGCAGGUCCCGAGGAGUACCGAGUACGCGGAGUUGGUCGAGAAGGUCGGGAAGAAGAUCAGGCUAUGUGGACCCAGGAGGGACGAUGGGCCGUUAAGGGUCAAAUACGAGGACGAGGAGGGAGACUUGGUUAGCAUGCGGAGCUCCGAGGACGUCGAGAUGGCGUUCGCGGCGAGGACGCAGGUUGUGCUGCACGUGCAAUGA
Messenger RNA from Peniophora sp. CBMAI 1063, 3060 nucleotides. The record is from the annotation of a GenBank genome assembly. NCBI's taxonomy places the organism in Eukaryota, Fungi, Basidiomycota, Agaricomycetes, Russulales, Peniophoraceae.